Messenger RNA from Hypoxylon fragiforme, 2094 nucleotides. Its product is annotated as phosphate permease. Gene Ontology annotation, cellular component: membrane. NCBI's taxonomy places the organism in Eukaryota, Fungi, Ascomycota, Sordariomycetes, Xylariales, Hypoxylaceae. The transcript is spliced from 4 exons. The record is from RefSeq and is a predicted model, not a curated record. Gene Ontology annotation, molecular function: phosphate transmembrane transporter activity. Gene Ontology annotation, biological process: transmembrane transport; phosphate ion transport. Bases 1 to 2094 code for a protein of 697 amino acids.
AUGACCUCACCCGAGCCGAUGACACCGGUAGCCUACGAGCGCACGUAUGGAGGUAACCGGGCAUUUCACAACUUUUUCAAUGAUUUUAGUCACAUCCAGGACCCAAAUUUGAGGCGACGACUUGCGCUGUCAGAGAUUGAUAAAAUCCCCUUUGGAAUGUACCAUGUGAGGGCCGUGUUGGUUGCAGGCAUAGGCUUUUUUCUCGAUUCAUACGACAUAUUUGCAAUCAACCUCAUAACGACACUUCUUGGUGUUGUGUUCUGGCACGGAUCUCCGGAAGAUGCCAAGAACGGGUACGGAGGAAAUUACGGGCACUUGCCGACGCCGGUCAAUCAGACUCUGAAAGCAUCGACGAGCGCAGGUAUCGUGGUGGGCCAGGUGCUAUUCGGAUGGCUAGCAGACAGAUAUGGGAGGAGGAAGAUGUAUGGAGUCGAGUUAGGAAUCAUUGUCUUCUCAACUCUUUCGUCUUGUUUGGUUGGCGCCUCCCAAGCUAUCAGCUUCACCGGAAUGAUGACCUUUUGGAGGGUGAUGAUGGGGAUCGGCAUCGGUGGCGACUAUCCAUUGAGCUCCGUGAUUACCUCGGAAUUUGCGCCAACACGAUGGCGUGGUGCUAUGAUGGCAGCAGUGUUCUCAAUGCAGGGGAUGGGCCAGUUGCUAGCAGCAGUGGUGGCUUUAGUGGUAACAGCAUCUUUCAAAAACGCCUUCGGAAAUGCUCCAAGCGUCGACCAAUGCGACUAUACCUGCCAGAUGGCCGCAGAUCGCUGCUGGCGCAUUAUUGUAGGAGUCGGCGCCUUCCCGGCCUGUUUCGCCCUUUAUUACCGCAUCACAAUCCCUGAAACGCCUCGAUAUACGUUUGAAGUCGCGAAGGAUGUUGAGAAAGCGGCCGCUGAUAUCAAGGCAUAUGUGUCCAGCAAACCUGAAGGCGAAGUGGAUGAAGUCAUGCAAGCAAGGAUGAAGCUGGUGGCGGGACCAGCACUCAACAUACCUUCGGCAUCUUGGCAUGAUCUUUACUGUUACUUCACGCAAUGGAAGAAUGCUAAAGUCCUGAUAGGCACUACUCUAUCCUGGUUUUUUCUAGAUCUGGCGUUCUACGGUCUGGGAUUAAAUAACCAGAUAGUGUUACAGGCAAUUGGCUAUGCUAAUGGAGACUCGCUAUACCACAUCUUAUUCAAUGGUGCCGUCGGUACCAUCAUACUUGUUGUCGCAGGCUCGCUCCCCGGAUACUGGACCGCCAUCCUAACAAUUGACAGCAUUGGCCGCAAGCCCCUUCAGAUAAUCGGAUUCAUUAUUCUUACCAUCACCUUUUGCAUAUUGGGAUUCUGCUACAACAGCCUUAGUCAAGGGGCUUUGCUGGCUCUUUAUGUUAUCGCAAAUUACUUCUUCAACAUGGGACCGAACACCACAACCUUCAUCGUCCCUGGCGAAUGUUUUCCCACAAGAUACCGAGCCACUGGCCACGGCCUCUCGGCAGCAAUGGGCAAGAUCGGCGCUAUUAUUGCGCAAGUCAUCUCUCUUCCGCUGCUCACUAAGGGCGCACCCACCCCAUGUUCGGGUAGAGAAUGUAACCCUUGGCUCGACCGGCUGAUGCAAAUCUUUGCGCUAUUCAUGUUCUGCGGCACACUAUCAUCUCUACUCAUCCCCGAAACCAAAGGCUAUACCCUCGAGGAGCUAGCAGGAGAACCAUCAACAUCAUACAACUCAGGCCGCAACGGCAGCAUCAAUGCCGUUCCCCCCAAGUCGCCGUGGUGGAACCCUUUCCCAGGUGGCCAGCCAGCUGGCUUUUUCUAUCGAACUCGUUCGAGCAGCCGGGCGGGGAUUAUGUCGACGCCGACGCCCCCGCCAGCACGAGGAAGCACGGAUGAGAAGAGGGGCUGGAAGUUUUGGCGACGUAAACCUCGACCCCGUAGCGAUAGGUCGCGUUAUGCGGCGAGCUCGAGCUCGACGGCGAGGUUCGCCGGGUCCGACGACACUGUGGUGGCAAGUGCGGGGGUCCUCCCUGGGUGGGGGGCCGGCUGGGGUCGGAUAGACCGAGGGGGCAACCCUCUCACGAUAGACAACAUACGGCUGCAAGACGUGGGAAGCCUGUUAAGGUGA